AGAGGGCGCUGUUUCAUUCUUUGUUGGUCCGUCAAUCGUCUUUGAGCGGCACAUGUAGAUAUCUAUGAUAGCGAUGAGAUGGAACGGAAAUGAACGUGGGGCCUCGUGUGUGUUGCUGUUGGGUAGCGACGGAGGCGCGGAUAUUGAACUGGGGCUGGACCGGCUAUCGUCCAGCGUCUGUUAGUCUCGUGUCCGUGUCCUCUUAAGGCCGAUGUGAAUAAAGCAUAGCUACACAGAGGAAAGAGGUACGUAAUUUUUGGAUAAAAGAGUGCGGGGAGAGAGAAGAAAAGGGACAAGAGAGCCACAGCGGACAACAAGCUGCUUGUGUUUACUUUUUUGUUUUUGAACCAGAGUCCGUGAAGAGGAAAACUGGAAGCUGCCAUAUUUUUCGGCACCUAGGUGUACAAAAUGGAAAUUGACCAGGAGCCACAAGAGAAGGGACAUAAUGGUGAAGACAAGUGGUCUGAAGACAAAACUGAAAAUGAAGAGGAAGAGGAGGAUGACUUCAUAGGGCAAAGGGAACCUUCUUUUUUUGAAAAAAGGAUUGUGAAGAUUAAGGAAGAAGACAGUGAAUGGGAAUCUGUUUACCAUCACAAAGAGCGAGAGGGUCAUAAAUGGAAGGCAGUACACAUUAAAGAAGAUCCGGAUCAAAAGUAUAAUGGAACUGACAGGCUGACAAAUGAAAGUGUCAAGGAAGAAACCUUUAAACCGGAGUCUGCCUUUCAUUAUAUGCAUCCAAAUGAGGAUGUAACCGGAUUGGGCUCCACUGUGAGCAGACCCUGCAUGUUACAGGAUCAUUCUGUCCACGUGAAGUCAGAGUCAUUAGAAUCAAAUACAAAGAGCGAUGAGAAAGCAUCAUGUUUGAGUCAUUCUGAAGAAGAUUUGCAACAAAGGAGCAGCUUGUCCAUAUCCUCAUUUCCUCAGGCUUCUCGUCAGUGCAAAUCCCAACAGACUGUACUUGACAAAUCUGUGAAGAAAUUGCUCUCCGGAUUUAGGUGUUUUAUACCAGCAUCUUUGAAGUAUAUUUUGCUGCCUAGUGUGAAACUAACAAGGAUAGAUGCUGUCAACAAUCAACUACAGUUGCACAAAAGAAAUGAAUUUAUCAACCAGGAGAGUGUGAAUUUCUUUAAAAGCAAAUUGUCAGUGGAGAAUGACCAUCAGUGGAGCCCUAAAAGACUUAAGCCAUUCAUCUGCUCUGAAUGUGGUAAAAGAUUUAUCAACAGCAGCCAUCUUCUGAGCCACACUCGAAUUCACACAGGAGAGAAGCCAUAUUUCUGCCUUGAGUGUGGCAAACAAUUCUCAGAUAAAAGCAAUUUUCAUAGACACGCCAGAAUUCACACCGGAGAGAAGCCGUAUUGCUGUUCUGAAUGUGGAAGAAGAUUCUCACAAAAUAGCCAUCUUCAGCUGCACACAAGAAUUCACACUGGAGAGAAACCAUACUGCUGUCUUGAGUGUGGCAAACAGUUCUACAACAGCAGUCAUCUUCAAAGCCACACAAGAAUUCACACCGGAGAGAAGCCCUAUUGUUGUCUUGAAUGUGGCAAACAGUUCUCCUGCAAGAAGACUGUUCAGAGCCAUGCACGAAUUCAUACUGGAAGGAAACCCUAUUGGUGUUCUCAGUGUGGCAAACAAUUUUCAAAGAGGAGCUAUCUUCAGAGCCACACAAGAUGUCACACAGGAGAGAAACCGUUUUGCUGUUCCGAAUGUGGCAAAUGCUUCUCUCACAGGUGCAGUCUUCAGAGUCACAUAAGAAGUCACACAGGAGAGAAGCCAUUUUGCUGUUCUGAAUGUGGAAAACGCUUUUCCAGUAGAAGUAGUCUUCAGGUACAUUCAAAAAUUCAUGCCAAAGAGAAACUGCAUUGUUGUUCGGAUUGUGGUAAACAGUUCUUAUACAAGGACAGCCUUCAGUUACACACAAGAAGUCACACUCUACCAUCGAGAAACUACUCUGAUUCCACACAGCAUAUGUAAGAGAAAGAAAAAUAAACAAUACAACAAAAUUGUAUAACUAAUAAGUGGGGUUCACUCCAGUCAUGACUAUGCACAAAACAGAUGCUUAUGGAGAAAUUCAAGACUGCACUUGGACUUGGUUCCACAGGAUUAAUUAAAUGAAAAUUCCAGAUUUAGCUAGAUGAUAUGCCAAUUAACAUUGCAUUCUAGAAGUUAUAAAAAUAGAUAUUAUUUGGAUCAAUGCAAGUAGAACUUUUCUAGAUGUAUUUUUGAGCCUGGGGAAAUGUGGCCUUUUACAGAAGCUCCUCUACAUAACUAAAUAUAGAUGCACACUGUGGUUUAAACACACAUCGGAAUGAAUAAACAGGAAAGAAGAUUAAAAAGAAUGAAAACAUGUCAUAGUGAGGCAUUAUGCUGGCAUUGUACUGUUGCAUAUACAGGAGCCCCCAACGUGUUUCUUCACACACUUCCGCUAAAUAAUUUGUUGGCUGAAAGUCCUAAGUGUUAGUGUGUAAGAGAGAGGAUGUGCAACAUUGUUCAUAAUGACACUCGUGUUUAUAUUCAUUAUGUCUUUUUUGCUACAACCUCCAUGGGGUCCAGAGGACGCCCUGUAAUUGAGUCUGCCCUUUUAAUCAGUGUGUUACUUUUGUGGGCCACUUUUGAAGUGAUGUUAUCAGCUUAGCAAACCACAACAUAGAAAACUGCACUGGCCAUCACAGAGUUAUAGAUGAUGUGAAGGAUGUCACUAUCAACAUUAAAAGAAUGCAGUCUGCCCUUAUAUGGUUUCUCUGUGUUAUGACACCAGUCCAACCUUUCAUUAAUAUGGAUCCACUAUACAUCCACUCCUUGAAUAGUGACCAGACAUAGAGGUUGUUUGGUGUGGGAAAAGUCGUCAACCAGUUCCUUGUUUUUGCUGAUGCUAAGAUGCAAUCAAUUCUCUUUGUACUAAAAAGCAAAACUCUCUACCUGACUCCUAUACUCGGUCUCAUCCCCCUUAUCACUACAUGUGACAUCAUAUUUAUAGUCCGAGGUGUACAGAGAGAAGGACAUGUGGCUGUUCCUUGUGGUGGUCCAGUGUUACUGCAGGUACUACACCAAAGCAUCGCUGCACGUUCAAGGGUGAAAAAGAAAACCAUAACUGUACUACAACAUAUCAUGACUUAUAAGCAAAACUCCUUGCUGUCAUCAUGGGGCCCAAAACAAAUCCCAGUCGUUCCUUUUGUGUUUUUAUGUGUGUAUCUCAAUUGUUUUGAAUGAUCUAACUCUAUUUUUCAAUGUACUUUAUAUAGUUGUUUAAAUUUUUCCACUGUUUUGGCCGCCAUUUUGUUUUCUUGACAGUUAUUGUCAGUUUGGAUACCUGUCAUUAAAAUGAUGUUCAAUAUUUCCAGGGGGCAUGUCCUUGGAGAUCGUAAUCCAAAGGUAAAUGAUGUGAUGGGAUAAGAGGAUGGCUGAAAGCUCAUUUCCUCAUCCAAGUUGUGGAUUCAAAACCCUUUUCCCCAAUGUCCUUUUGAUGAUAACCUACUUUGGUUUUGUGCUAAUGAAUUUUUAACCACAAAUCUUGUCUCUCAUUUUGGUUGUUCAAUUGUACUUUUUCACCUCCUGGUUUUAACCUUUUUUUCCUUUUAUAUGUCUGUCUCCUGACUUGCUCACAAAUCUUGAUUAGUUUGCUGAUAGAUCACCAUUGGCUCAGUCAAAAGGAAAAGGAACUCCCAGUCUCUUCUAGAUUUUCCUGCCAAAUAUCACCUCCCUUGAGCUGCAAAUAGAAAUGUUACUGGGGUCAAUGCAGGAACUACACCAAAACUGCAGAAGAAAUUGAAUGAAGUGAAGUUAGUAGCAAAUUUAGCUUUAGGCAUCCUCAGAAACAACAGAGUGAGGUGAGUGACUGAGUGAGUGAGAGUGCUGUACAAGAAAAGCAGUGGCACAGGUGAAGCAGCCAUAUGUAUGUGUUACUGUCCGAAGGAAGGUUCCUUUAGUGGAGAGGUAGAAAUUAGGGAUGAUACAAUCAGGUUUUUUAAAGCUGAUUAUACAGGUUCUGAUUUUUUUUUCUCUUCUUUCUCUAUCCCGUUAAAAAAUGUUUACACUAACCUCAUGCUUAAACAGACAAGUAGAAGUUUUAUGUCUUUUGUUAAAGUGUAUUUUUUAAUUAAACUGUGUGGUUUUGUUUA
Polypterus senegalus (gray bichir) is the source of this 4115-nucleotide messenger RNA. RefSeq names its product gastrula zinc finger protein XlCGF26.1-like. The transcript is spliced from 3 exons. NCBI's taxonomy places the organism in Eukaryota, Metazoa, Chordata, Cladistia, Polypteriformes, Polypteridae. The coding region runs from base 409 to 1971 and encodes 520 amino acids. The record is from RefSeq and is a predicted model, not a curated record.